Callorhinchus milii (elephant shark) is the source of this 3084-nucleotide messenger RNA. It is a transcript of the gene ift80, whose product is annotated as intraflagellar transport 80 homolog (Chlamydomonas). Gene Ontology annotation, biological process: cilium assembly. The coding region runs from base 341 to 2686 and encodes 781 amino acids. Lineage: Eukaryota; Metazoa; Chordata; Chondrichthyes; Chimaeriformes; Callorhinchidae. The record is from RefSeq and is a predicted model, not a curated record. The transcript has 19 exons. Gene Ontology annotation, cellular component: centrosome; intraciliary transport particle B; cilium. Gene Ontology annotation, molecular function: protein binding.
UGAGGGGGGCGGGGGGGGGGGACGGGACUUGAGUCACUUCUCUUCUCAUUAUGUGUGCACUUUUACUCCAGUAUCGCACAGGAGUGCUUUAUUUUUAGUCUUUUGAAUGUUGGCAAUUCAUAAACUAAUUAACUGAUUGAUUUGAUUGAUCGAUCAAUCAUUUGGGCAACGGAUUUCCAAGCGGUGAGAACGGAACAAUAUGUAACCGUCGCUUGUUCGUGUGAUCUUUGACAGCCGCUGAAGACAUUGGAAGUUCCGCGGGUAGAAAUUGUUCUUGCGCGGCGGCACUCCUGGGAAUCCUCUGAAGUCCAUCCGGUGUGCCGAACUAAAUUUUUAUAGAAUGAGACUGAAGACAUCGCUCUUGAAGGAACCGAAGCAUAAAGAUUUGGUCAGUUGUGUAGGUUGGACAACAGCAGAUGAGUUGUAUUCAUCCAGUGAUGAUCAUCAAAUCCUGAAGUGGAAUCUAUUAACCAGUGAAACAUCACAGGUAGUAAAGCUAGCAGAGGAAAUCUAUCCCAUUGAUCUGCAUUGGUUCCCUAAAACUACAGGUGGCAAGAAGCAAAUACAAGCAGAAAUAUGUGUGCUCACCAGUACAGAUGGCAAAUUUCAUUUAGUUUCGAAAACUGGACGAGUCGAGAAAAGUGUUGAGGCACAUCGUGGAGCUGUGUUGGCUGGAAGAUGGAAUUGUGAGGGAACUGCACUAGUUACAGUUGGAGAAGAUGGGCAAAUUAAAAUUUGGUCAAAAAGUGGAAUGCUCCGAUCUACUAUGGUGCAGCAAGGCACUUCAGUUUAUUCAGUAGCAUGGGGUCCAGACUCGGACAAGAUUCUUUACACCUCAGGAAAACAACUCAUUAUUAAACCUCUACAACCAAAUGCCAAAAUCCUGCAGUGGAAAGCCCAUGAUGGAAUCAUUCUGAAAGUAGAUUGGAAUACUGUGAAUGACCUAAUUCUUUCAGGUGGUGAAGACUGUAAAUACAAGGUUUGGGACAGUUAUGGCCGUUUGCUGUACAGUUCCCAAGUGCACGAUUAUCCUAUCACGUCUGUGGCUUGGGCACCAGAUGGAGAGCUAUUUGCCAUUGGUUCAUUUAACACCCUACGUCUGUGUGAUAAAACAGGGUGGUCCUAUGCACUUGAAAAGCCAGACACAGGGAGUGUGUUCAAUAUUGCUUGGUCUGCAGAUGGCACCCAGAUAGCUGGAGCUUGUGGGAAUGGCCAUGUGAUCUUUGCCCAUAUUGUAGAGCAGCGCUGGGAAUGGAAGAACUUUGAAAUCACAUUAACUAAAAGAAGAUCUAUGCAGGUGCGGAAUGUGCUAAAUGAUGCGUUAGAUGUCCUAGAAUUCCGUGACCGAGUGAUAAAGGCCUCUCUGUCUCACGGGCAUUUGGUGGUUGUAACCUCGUUACAGUGUUACGUAUACAGUACAAAGAACUGGAAUACUCCAUUGGUAUUUGACCUUAAAGAAGGUACAGUUAGUUUAAUUCUACAGGCAGAAAGGCACUUUCUGCUGGUUGACGGAGCAGGGAUUUAUUUAUAUUCGUAUGAGGGCCGCCUGAUUUCUUCUCCCAAGUUUCCAGGGAUGAGAACUGAUAUACUGAGUUCACAAACCAUCUCCCUCAGCAAUGAUACAGUUGCCAUAAGAGAUAAGGCUGAUGAUAAAGUGAUGUAUCUGAUUGAUGCACUGUCUGGAAAAUCUCUUGGUGAUGGAAAACCUCUUAUACAUAAGAUCGAGGUGAUGGAGAUUGCACUGGAUCAAUUUGGUUCACCUAAUGAAAGGAAAAUUGCCAUCAUUGAUAAAAAUAGAGAUCUUUACAUUUCUUCUGUACGUAGAUUUGGAAAGGAACAACGAAUAAUUAAAAUGAGUACUAUGGUGCACUCAAUGGCUUGGAAUGAUACAAUCAAUGUACUGUGUGGACUGCAGAACAUGCAUUUCGUAGUUUGGUACUAUCCCAACACAGUCUAUGUGGACAAGGAGCUUUUAUCCAAAACAGUUUAUGAAAAAGAUGCAAGUGAAUUUGGUAAAAGUCCACAGAUUGUGAAUUAUGUGGGAAACCAGGUGACAAUCAGAAGAGCUGAUGGCUCACUGAUAUAUACAAGUAUAUCACCCUACCCAGCCAUCUUACAUGAAUAUAUCAGUGCCUCACAGUGGGAUGAUGCUGUUAGACUCUGUCGCUUCGUUAAGGAACAAGCAAUGUGGGCGUGCCUUGCUGCCAUGGCAGUCGCAAACAAAGACUUAACAACAGCAGAAGUGGCCUAUGCAGCGAUUGGAGAGAUUGACAAAGUGCAAUACAUCAACUGUAUCAAGGACCUGCCCUCAAAGGAGUCACGAAUGGCACAUCUGUUGCUAUUUACUGGGAAUGUACAAGAUGCUGAAGGGAUUCUAAUCCAAGCAGGACUUACUUAUCAGGCCAUCCAAGUAAACAUUGACCUGUACAACUGGGAUAGAGCACUGGAGUUGGCUGUAAAACACAAGACACAUGUGGACACUGUACUGGCUUACAGGCAGAAAGUUUUGGACGUUUUCAGCAAAAAAGAAACCAAUAAGAGGUUUUUGCAGUAUGCAGAAGGAGUAGAAGUUAACUGGGAGAAAAUUCAAGCCAAAAUCGAGGUGGAGAUUGCAAAAGAGCGAGAGCGGUCAGGCAAUACUUCCAGUGUAUCAGCAUCCCGGAGCAUUGUGUCCUUACACCGAUAGUGCUAAUCUGGACAAUGGUUGUAUUAGAAGAACAUUUAAGCUCUUCAAAGUACCAUCGUUGUUUUUGUUUGAAAUAAGAAAGAAGUGCAUCUCAAAUAAAUGACUACUUUCUAAAACAACACUAUUUUAUCUUUUUCAAUAUAUUUUGAUUGUAAUUGUGAAUCAUUCCGAGAGAGCAUUUUUGCAGCAAAUAUUUAUCUUUUGUGUAAUGUUCCAGAUGUGUGCUUUUUAUUCUCUAUUAGGUUUACAGUAAAAUGAUAAAUGUAAUUUACUUCUAAGGUCUGCUUUGGACAACAAGCUCAAGAUUACAAAAUAUUACACUUCUUUUGCAACAAACUAUUCCUAGUAAUACGUCUCAUCAUAAGCUAUUAAUAAUAAAUUAAGUUUGUAAAACGUCA